Messenger RNA from Ochlerotatus camptorhynchus, 2516 nucleotides. RefSeq names its product Paraplegin (gene Spg7). Gene Ontology annotation, cellular component: membrane; m-AAA complex. The record is from RefSeq and is a predicted model, not a curated record. Gene Ontology annotation, biological process: mitochondrial protein processing. Lineage: Eukaryota; Metazoa; Arthropoda; Insecta; Diptera; Culicidae. Gene Ontology annotation, molecular function: ATP binding; zinc ion binding; metalloendopeptidase activity. The transcript has 3 exons. Bases 146 to 2455 code for a protein of 769 amino acids.
UGACUAUUUCUUUAGCAAAUUCCCUAAAAAUCUAGUUUCUAGUCAACUUUUGUGAAUAUUGUGAUUAUCAGUAUAUAUUUUUUAGACAAGCUAGUUUACAGCUAGUUUUUAGCAUGUUCACAGAAUCCGCCGUUCAAAAUACAUCAUGUUGAGACUAGGACCAUUCAAACACUCAAUCACCGGUAGACUUCCCAGGGCAGCGCUUCGAUCGCUUUCGUCUUCAGUUGGCAAGCUUUCCGGUGGACCGAACAACUGCACCGCAUCUAGAAUCGAUGCGACGACCCGCCCACAGCAGCUGAAACACCAUCAGCUCCGCCACUUCAACGAUGAAUAUCGCGCUAUUUUGCGUCUCUUUUCCCGUUCCUACGGAGUGCCUCAGCACCUCUUGAGUCGUAGUUUUCACACGUCCUUGCAACGAUGUCAACAGAAUCGUGACGACGGUGGUUCCUCCGGAGGUAAUAACCGACCUCCGAAGCCAAACAAGGACGACGACAAGGAGAAGAUGAUGUCGGUGGUGACGAAAACCCUGUUCUGGAUGGUUACCAUCUACUUGCUGGUGGGAUUCCUGUCGAUGGUGAUGCCGAACAAGAACCGGCCGGAGACGACCACCCGGUAUGUCAGUUGGCAUGAGUUUGUGCACCACAUGCUGGCAGUGGGAGAGGUUAAGGAGGUGGUAGUUCAUCCGGACAUGGAAACGGUGACGAUUCUGUUGCACGACGGGGCGGUCAUCAAGGGACGGCGGGCGCACUCGAACAUUUUCCACAUGGCCGUGGCGGAUGUGAACAAAUUCGAGGAGAAGCUUCGACUGGUGGAGAAGCGACUGGGCAUCAAGGAUGGUGUUUCAGUACAGUUCGAGCGCAGUGGGGAUGUUAGUGGGCGAAUCCUGUUUACGCUGAUUGCCACCGGGGUGAUAAUUGCGCUGCUGAGUCGGAUGCGGGGCAUUCGGGGGCCGAUUAGUAUGGAUUCGUUUACUCAGAUGGGCCGUGCGAAGUUCACCUUGGUUGAUCCGGUCGAGGGAGGUCGUGGCGUUUUCUUCAAGGACGUUGCCGGUUUACAGGAAGCCAAGCAGGAGGUUAAGGAAUUCAUUGACUAUUUGAAAUCCCCCGAGCGAUAUCAGCGGCUUGGUGCUAAGGUUCCAAAAGGAGCGCUAUUAUUGGGGCCUCCUGGAUGCGGAAAAACUUUGCUAGCGAAAGCGGUGGCAACGGAAGCGGCAGUUCCAUUCCUGAGCAUGAACGGUUCGGAGUUUAUUGAGAUGAUUGGAGGAUUGGGAGCUGCUCGGGUGAGGGAUCUGUUCAAGGAAGCGAAAAAACGAUCGCCUUGCAUUAUCUAUAUCGACGAAAUCGAUGCCAUCGGACGGCAGCGCGAUGGCGGUGGAAGCUUUGGUGGAGUCAGCUCCGGAGAGUCGGAACAAACUCUGAACCAGCUGUUAGUCGAAAUGGACGGAAUGGCUUCCAAGGAGGGGGUCCUAAUGUUGGCCAGUACGAAUCGUGCGGAUAUUUUGGACAAGGCUCUGCUGCGGCCAGGACGGUUCGAUAGGCACAUUCUGAUCGAUCUGCCGAACCUGAUCGAGCGAAAGGAAAUCUUCGAGAAGCACCUGUCGGGAAUUUCGCUGGAAGCUGCUCCGGAUAAGUACUCUUCCCGGUUAGCGACGUUGACGCCCGGAUUUUCCGGGGCGGACAUUGCCAACGUGUGCAACGAAGCAGCAUUGCAUGCGGCUCGGUUUAGUCAGAAGAUAGUGACAACGAAAAAUCUGGAAUAUGCUGUUGAGCGAUUGGUAGGCGGAACGGAAAAGCGAUCCCAUGCCCUGUCGCAUGCUGAGCGAAGGGUAAUUGCGUUCCACGAGUCCGGCCAUGCGCUGGUUGGGUGGCUGCUUCCGAAUUCGGAUGUCCUGCUCAAGGUGACGAUCGUACCGAGGACAAGUUUGGCGCUGGGGUUCGCCCAGUACACUCCGAAGGAGCAGAAGCUGUACAGCAAGGACCAACUGUUCGACAAGAUGUGCAUGGCUUUGGGUGGACGAGCGGCGGAGAAUAUUACCUUUAAUCGGAUUACAACCGGAGCGCAGAACGACCUGGAAAAGGUUACCAAGAUGGCCUACGCGCAGAUCAAAUACUUCGGCAUGAAUGCCGCCGUCGGUCCGAUCUCCUUCUCCGAGGAGAACGAUUCGAAUCCGUACGCCGAGAAGCCCUACUCGCAGCACCUGACCAACGUAUUCGACGUGGAGGCCCGUCGCAUGAUCACCGAUGCGUACGAAAGGACCGAGCAAAUCCUGCGGGACAACGCGGACAAGUUGAGAACCCUGGCCGAGGCCCUGCUCGAGAAGGAAACCCUCAACUACGACCAGGUGGUGGAUCUGAUUGGACCACCGCUGUAUGACGACGCCAAGCGAAAGAUCGAACCGGUGGAGUUCGAGGACAGCCUGAAGAAGCUGGCCAACGGUGGCGAUGAACCGCAGUGAGCGCGCCCUCAUUAAAAUAGCUUGUUGAUUGUUUUAGGAGAAUAAAUUGAUAUGUACCAAU